Protopolystoma xenopodis is the source of this 339-nucleotide messenger RNA. NCBI's taxonomy places the organism in Eukaryota, Metazoa, Platyhelminthes, Monogenea, Polystomatidea, Polystomatidae. The record is from the annotation of a GenBank genome assembly.
AUGUGUAUUGCAUAUGCGGUCGUUGAAGCCGACACCACUGGCCACCGGCUGGUUCGGGCUCUCGUCUGGAGCCUCGAAUACCUCAAAAAUACGGUCGGCUCCUUGCCUCCCAAGCACCGGCAGAGGAUGAAGUUUCCCUUUUCCAUCCUAUCAAAAAUACUCUCAUGGGUUGUAUUCUUUUGUCGACUCUCUCUCUCUCUCUCUCUCUCUCUUACCCUUACCCGAUCUAUUCAUCUUACAGUUCACCAUCGCCAGGGCGCGUAUACCGGCGAGAUCAAGGCAGCAUCACCGAAUGUCAAGAGAAGGCUUUUCUUUUCGAUUAGGAUAUUUGGAAAAUGA